GGGGGGGGAAGCGGCGGCGGCGGCCGGGGGGAAAGCAGCACUCGGGCCAGGGCCGAGCUCCCUCCGGCGGGCCCGCCAUGUGAGGAGACCCCGACGCCCCUCAGGUUGCACCUUUUGGGCCAGGAGACAUGGACAGCAGCAGCUUCAUCCAGUUUGACGUUCCCGAAUACAGCAGCAGCGUCCUGAGCCAGCUGAACGAACUCCGCCUGCAGGGCAAGCUUUGCGACAUCGUCGUGCACAUCCAGGGCCAGCCGUUCCGAGCUCACAAAGCUGUCUUAGCCGCCAGCUCUCCCUACUUCCGCGACCAUUCGGCCCUGAACACCAUGAGCGGCUUGUCCAUCUCCGUCAUUAAAAACCCCAGCGUCUUCGAGCAGCUGCUUUCUUUUUGCUACACUGGAAGGAUGUCUCUGCAGCUGAAGGACGUGGUCAGCUUCCUCACCGCCGCCAGCUUCCUCCAGAUGCAGUGCGUCAUCGACAAGUGCACUCAGAUCCUGGAAAGCAUCCAUUCGAAAAUCAGCGUCGAGGAAGUCGACUCGGUGACGAUCGGGGCCGAAGAUCCGCUGGAGAACCACAAUGGCCUGAAGGAGGGCAGCUAUUUCGCCAACCCCGUUGAGAUUUCCCCUCCUCCCUACUGCGCUCAGGGCCGCCCGCCAGCUUCAGGGAACGACCUCCGGAUGGAAACGACACCGGUCAACGCUUUCCGCGGCCGCCUGCAGGAGGAAGGCCACUCGGACCGGGGCAGCAGCGGUAGCGUUUCGGAAUACGAGAUUCAAGUCGAAGGAGAUCACGAUCAAGCGGAGCUGAUCAUUAGAGAGAGCCAGGCUGCCGAGGUGAAGGUCAAGAUGGAAAAAUCCGACCGGCCCAGCUGCUCGGAUAGCUCUUCGCUUGGCGACGAUGGAUACCACACAGAAAUGGUGGACGGAGAACAAGUGGUGGCCGUUAACGUCGGCUCCUAUGGCUCCGUCUUGCAAAAUGCUUUCUCGUAUUCCCAGGGAGCCUCGCAGUCUGCCAACGUCUCCGAAUCCUUCGGCAGCCUGAGGAGCUCCAGCAGUUCGAGGUCGAUGCUCGGCUCCUACCGAGGCCGCGGGCGUCAAAAGCGGGUCUCCACUAGCCACUUGCACAGCGACGUGUCUAGCCUGGUGUCGGCAGCCGACGGCGAGCCUUCCGCCCAUCAGCCGGGCUACGAGAGCGGCUCCCGGGAGAGGAAUUCCCGAGGCCACUGGUACGCCUACAGUGAACGGCUGAUCUGCAUCUACUGCGGGAAGUCCUUCAACCAGAAGGGCAGCCUCGACCGGCACAUGAGGUUGCACAUGGGCAUCACGCCCUUCGUGUGCAAGUAUUGCGGGAAAAAAUACACCCGCAAGGAUCAGCUCGAGUACCACAUCCGCGGCCACACCGACGACAAGCCUUUCCGCUGCGAAGUCUGCGGGAAGUGUUUCCCUUUCCAAGGGACCUUGAACCAACACCUGCGGAAGAACCAUCCUGGCGUGGCCGAAAUCCGAAGCCGGGUGGAAUCGCCCGAAAGAACAGAAGUCUAUAUGGAACAGAGAGACGACGACACUUCCGUGCACGAGACUCUGGAUUAUACCAUGGAUGUGCACACCCCCGAUUAGAAAAAAAAAACAAAAACCAAGGCGCUUUCUCUCUCCACGCAACUCGAGCAAAGCACACAAGUUCCUUCUUCAUUCCCUUCGAUUGGUUUUACGAGAGUUAUAGUUGCGUGGUUUUUCAACACCCCCCCACCUCACCCCCAAA
Messenger RNA from Pseudonaja textilis, 1755 nucleotides. RefSeq names its product zinc finger and BTB domain containing 34 (gene ZBTB34). The record is from RefSeq and is a predicted model, not a curated record. Gene Ontology annotation, biological process: regulation of transcription by RNA polymerase II. Gene Ontology annotation, molecular function: RNA polymerase II cis-regulatory region sequence-specific DNA binding; protein binding; DNA-binding transcription factor activity, RNA polymerase II-specific. NCBI's taxonomy places the organism in Eukaryota, Metazoa, Chordata, Lepidosauria, Squamata, Elapidae.